AUCUCGUGAAAAGUUUGCGGUCACCCACGUACGCACGGCUCAUCCAGCAACCGACGCCCAUGACUCCAGUUUCCGUUCCGUUCCCCUUCUAUCUCCUCUUCUUCCCUGGCAGAGCCAAGUCCUCCCCAUCUCUUGCGGCAGAAGCAAAGCGAGGCGGCGAGAUGGACGGCGGCGGCGGCGAGGAUGGGAAGCAGCAGCCGCACCUGGUGCUAGCGCACAAGCUGUUCCUCCUCUCGCAGCCGGACCUGGACGACCUCGCCAAGGUCGGCCUCCGCGACGACGUCCUCGCCGCAGUAAAAUCCGAUGACAUGGCGGCGCUGUACGAGUCGCUGGGGGCCAGCGGCGUGCUGGAGACGGACGCGGCGCUGCUCGCGGAGAUGCGCGGCAGGAUCGAGGAGGAGACCCGGAAGUUCGACGAGAAGAUCGCCGAUGCUGAAGAGAACUUGGGUGAGAGUGAAGUGCGGGAAGCCCAUCUAGCCAAAUCCUUGUAUUUCAUCAGAGUUGGGGAGAAGGAAAAGGCACUGGAGCAGCUUAAAAUUACUGAGGGAAAAACUGUAGCUGUUGGGCAAAAGAUGGACCUUGUUUUCUACGCUUUGCAGAUUGGCCUCUUCCAUAUGGACUUUGAUCUCAUCUCAAAGUCCAUCGACAAGGCCAAAAUCUUGUUUGAGGCGGGUGGUGACUGGGAGAGGAAGCAACGGCCGCCGCAGAUGUUCUACCUCGAUUCUCCCCCGAUACCUUUUGCCGAUCCGCCAUAAUCUGUGGCAAAGGUGGCUCCGUCGACAAGGAUCAGGCGAUUGAGUACAUGAAGCUGGCGGUCGAGAAGAACCCAAGGCCCGCAUCGAGGAGACCAAGAGCAAAUGGGAUGCGUUCAAGACUUCAAGCGGAUCAAGAAGAUUCGUGUGUUUGGAUGGGGCUUGCAGGUAAUAAAGGAUUCGGUAAUACAUGAUCGUAUAGGAGCAAUCGAUCCUGAGACGGCAGCGGCGGCAGCAGCACCCAUGCAAGUUCAGCAGGACAACGAAAAUCCUAAAUCUGGGUGCUAUCUGGUAAAUCAUACAUGGUCUACUCAAGGGAAGCUUGGAUCCAAUUCCUACACCAUGAGAAGCUAUUUCUAUUGAUGGCAAAGGAAAGUAUGUACCUUUUGGAAGUACAAAAUAAUCUCAAGAUCUCACCUUUUUUCCUUUUCUUUUGCUAUAUGUAGAGAUUACAUGGUACUUCUCCAAGGUGAGUAGCAAACAUGUCUUCUGGCUUCUUGAUCCCAAACCUUGCACAAGUGUAAUAAAGCAUAACUCUGGUCUAAUGGCUCACCUUAAUCUCCCUGUUGGUCUGAACUGGCAUAGCAUUCUGAUUGAUUGAAGAUGCACAAUAAGUUUUGAUGCCAAGCUAUUUCUCGUACUGCAAAGGUUCCGCAUCAUCACACCAAACCUGUAGGAAUCACCAGCCUUCCCUGAGCGUCGCCGUUGACUACGUCUGAGUUGUCACACCUCCAACUUCCGCGGCAAUGACAUGUUUGUAGUAUCCGGGAUAUACAUCACAGUGUUUGAAUGCGCAAUGAUAAAUGGAUCUUGGUCAUCAGCGAUUGGCUCGGCAGAUCAUGGCCAAAAUUGAUUUUAUCCUUAGCCUGCUUUUGAAGAACCACCCCACUAUAUGUUACAUUAUUAUUAUGGGAAUUUGGAUUAUCAUGUGUUUCUUAAACAGGCUAACCUAAUCUAUUAUGUACAAAUGUUUAUCUCUCAACAAUAAUUUGUUUGUAUACAUGAGACAUAUUUGUUGUGUGGUAUGGUAUUUGCAGCACUAAAAUACUUAUGGUUCUUUUAUUUCCAAAGAAAAGGGCACUUGAGGUAAUUUGUAUUUGUAGGAGUGGAGGUGUGGGGGCAUGCAAGCAAGAAUAAGAAACAUCACACUCUAUAUUACCCGUUCAAGUUCAUAUUUAAUCGCCAAAGCUUAGGUUUUCUUAAACCUACAUGAAACGAUAUGUGUAUAAUAUUUUUAUAUAACAAGGUACUGAUACAAUUGGAUCUCUUCACAUGAUGAAAUGGAGAUGCCAAACCAAUUUUUUUUACAUAACUAAUAAACGGGUACUGCAAUCUAGCUGUUACAGAUGCCGCAAAAGGUCUAUUCGCAAACAUGUAAAUCUGAAGGCAUGUUUCCCAAUGUGAUAAUUGGGAGCCUGUUUGAAGGAGAUGAUGUGACCAAAGUUGCUGUAUAUUCUGAACACAUGUUGCUUAGUGAGUAAUUUCCUUGCAUGGAGCUUACUGGUUGAUAAAUAUGUGCAGAUUAUCUUGACGACUGGUCAAAGGCUUUGCGGAAGCAAUUUCUUAUCCAUGAAUAUAAUAUAUUUGGUUAGCAGGAUGAUGAAGGCAUGGAACUUGUCACAUAAAGUUGCAUGUGGUGCGUGAUUGGAUGGCGUGUACACAAGGUGAUGGAAGAUGAUGAAGUGAGUAUAGGCAAUUAUUUGGUCCGCUUUGCCAAAUUAUCACCUGGCAGACAUUUUCCAAAAACAAUCUGCCAUGUACUGAGAGCUUGUGUUCUAAUAAACUGAUGUAUGCUCUCAGAUGAUGUAGAAUACUGCUCAUUUCUCUUUAUUUUACAUGUUCUCUAUACAUGUAGUAAUUGAUAUGGAAUAUUGCACA
Messenger RNA from Lolium rigidum, 2630 nucleotides. Its product is annotated as 26S proteasome non-ATPase regulatory subunit 6-like. The coding region runs from base 60 to 755 and encodes 231 amino acids. The record is from RefSeq and is a predicted model, not a curated record. Gene Ontology annotation, biological process: proteasome-mediated ubiquitin-dependent protein catabolic process. NCBI's taxonomy places the organism in Eukaryota, Viridiplantae, Streptophyta, Magnoliopsida, Poales, Poaceae. The transcript is spliced from 10 exons.